Molecule: messenger RNA, 1860 nt
Organism: Indicator indicator
Lineage: Eukaryota; Metazoa; Chordata; Aves; Piciformes; Indicatoridae
Gene: TCERG1L
Product: transcription elongation regulator 1 like
Exons: 13
Coding region: 1-1860 (619 amino acids)
Cellular component (GO): nucleus
Molecular function (GO): transcription coregulator activity; RNA polymerase binding
Source: RefSeq, a predicted model, not a curated record
AUGCUGCCGGCUCCCCCAGCCCAGCGCCCGCACCCCCUUCUCUGGACACCCCCCGCGGCCGAGCCCCCGCCUCCACCUUGGGCCUGGGUGCUGCCGGCAGCCGCGGGGCUGCUGAGGGUCGGCGGCACCGCUGGGGCUCCCCCCCCCCCGCCGCCGCCGCCGCUGCUGCUCCCGCCGCCUCCCGCGCCCCCCCCGCCCGCCGCCGCCUUGCUGCGGGCAGCCCCGGGCUGGCGCGUCCCCUGCGAGCCGCUGCUGCCGCUACUCGCGGCCGCCGAACAGCACCCGGCAGCUCUCCUGCACGGGCAGUGGCUAUUUGGGGCUCACUCUCCAGUCAUUGGAUUUUCACCUUCCUCGAACGUGGAGUUCGUUCCAGUCUUGCCACCUGUGUAUGCCUCCACAGUUCCACCCCACGCUGGGAAAAACUGGAUUGAUAAGAGGCUGCCGAGCUGCAAAAUAUACUUGAAUAAUGCCUUUGCUCUGGACUCAGUGUGGAUACAUCCUGAGGAAUCAAGGCUCUUCCAGGGCAGUGAGAAGCCUCUCUUAAUGACAAACCAUGUAGCCAUGGCUAUAGCCAGGCCAGCUGCUGCCUCCAGGCCUCUUCCCACCGUGGUGUUGGCACCUCAGCUGAUACCAGGUGGCUGCCAGAACAGCCUUAAACCAGUCAGCAGCAAUCAAGCCCUGGCGCUGGCCACCACGGCCACCACCGCGAUGCUGUCAGUGGACCCUGAAGCCCCUCAAGGACCUUCAGCACCAAGCUUCCAGCCCUGCCACUUGCUGACCUUCUCACCUAUCAAAAUUCCACUCUUAGCUUCGCCUUUUCAAGGUUCUGCCUCCAGGCUGGACACUCAUAUGGGUCCCUUGAUGCCAACACAAGUCACCAGGGUGACUGCUGUGUCUGCACCAGCUGUGACCUUCAUGGCAACCAAUCUGAUGGACCAGGCAUUAACAGAUGCCAGCAAAGAACCCAGUAGAUCCUCCUGCCCACCCACCUUGAUUUUACACAGGGAGAGGAAGAGCACCCCCAUGGAGAGCAAUGGAGAGAAGGAGCACUCUUUUAAGCUGGUAACUGAAGAUGACAGCAUGUCAAAUGUCAACAAGCCCGUGGCAUCCACCCCAGUGCCAGGAUCACCAUGGUGUGUAGUCUGGACUGGAGAUGACCGGGUCUUCUUCUUCAACCCUACAAUGCAGCUGUCGGUCUGGGAGAAGCCGACGGACCUGAGGCACCGCGGGGACAUCAACCGCAUCAUCGAGGACCCCCCGCACAAGCGCAAGCUGGAGCCGGCAGCAGCAGAUAAAUGUCUUAGUUCUGGUCCAGGGGAUGAAGGUGAUGAUCUGAGCAUCAAAACUAAGAGAAAUAAAACAGAAGAUUCCCAAGCUGCUGACCAGGGGGAGGCUGAAAUGGAGGAGAAAACUGAGGAAACAUCAGCACCUCAGGUCACACCUCCCCUAGAAGAGCGCAUCACUCACUUCCGAGACAUGCUUCUGGAGAGAGGGGUUUCAGCAUUUUCUACGUGGGAGAAAGAGCUGCACAAAAUAGUCUUUGAUCCACGCUACCUUCUGCUCAACUCAGAAGAACGUAAGCAGAUAUUCGAGCAGUUUGUCAAGACCAGGAUCAGAGAAGAGUACAAAGAGAGGAAGAAUAAAUUGUUGCUAGCCAAAGAAGAGUUCAAAAAGCUCCUUGAAGAAUCCAAGUUAUCACCAAGGACAACCUUCAAGGAAUUUGCAGAGAAGUACGGAAGGGAUCAGCGGUUCCGCCUGGUCCAGAAGAAGAAGGACCAGGAGCAUUUUUUCAAUCAGUUCAUCCUUAUUCUUAAAAAGAGGGACAAAGAAAACAGGAUAAGGCUACGGAAAAUGAGAUAA